GGGGCGGGGCUCUGGCUCUGGGCCGGCCGCGGGAGGGGCUGGAGAAGAGGCGGCCGGCAGAGCCCCGCCGCCGCCGCCGCUCGCGCUGCCUCCGAGAGAGCCGGGGGAGGAAGCGAGGCGCCUCCUCUUGUCCCUCCGGGUCACCCCCCUCCCCAGCCCCUUCUUCCUGGUCCCCGCUGGAGAGGUCCGUAACGGCUGCGAAGGGGCCGGCGGCGGCCAAUGCGAAAUUGGUUGGUCCUUCUGUGCCCGUGUGUGGUCGGGGUCGUGCUGCACCUCUGGCUGCUCCUCCUCAGCUGCCCGGCGAGUGGCCCCGGGAAGCAGCACCCGGCAGGUCUACUGGCUUUCUUUCCUCAUUGGAAACCAAAACAUUAUGAUGUCAUCGUAGGGGUACUGUCUGCACGACAUAAUGAUGGGUUGCGGAAUGCUAUACGGAACACUUGGUUCAGGCAUUUGAAGCAGCACCCAGGACUGAGCCAACGUGUCCUUGUGAAGUUUAUAAUUGGUGCACAUGGAUGUGAUGUGCCAGUAGAAGAUAGAGAAGAUCCUUAUUCGUGCAGACUUCUGAACAUCACUAACCCAGUUCUGAAUCAAGAAGUUGAAGCAUUCAAUUUGCCAGAGGAUGACACUUCAGCGCUCUUGGAAGAUAGAGUUGUCAGUGUGCAUUUCAAAGUCCUUUACCCGAUUGUCAUCACUAGUCUUGGGGUGUUCUACGAUGCUGAGGGUGUAGGAUUCCAGAGAAACAUAACAGUGAAACUGUACCAGGCAGAGCAGGAGGAGGCUCUCUUCAGUGCUCGCUUUAGUCCAGCUAGCUGUGGAGUGCAAGUAAACAGACUCUGGUAUAAACCUGUAGAACAGUUCAUUCUGCCUGAGAGUUUUGAAGGCACUAUUGUGUGGGAAAGCCAGGAUCUGCAAGGCCUAGUUUCUAGAAAUCUUCACAAAGUGAUGGUGAAUGAUGGCGGAGGUGUCUUCAGAAUCACUACGGCAGGGGAAGGGUCAUUGCCACAUGAAUUUACACAAGGCGUGGAAGGGAUUGCUGGAGGCUUUAUUUACACAAUUCAAGAGGGAGAGGCACUCCUAAAAAGCCUACAGAGUCGCCCAGAAAGAUUCACGCAUCAUAUAAAUAAACUUGAAGAGGAAGAUGCCUUAUUGAAAGUAGAAAGCAACACUUAUGAUGAUAUUGUUUUUGUUGAUGUAAUUGAUACAUACAGAAAUGUUCCGGCCAAAUUACUGAACUUCUAUCGAUGGACAGUAGAAGCAGCUAGUUUCAAUGUAUUGCUGAAGACGGAUGAUGACUGCUACAUAGAUUUGGAGGCUGUGUUCAACAGAAUAAAGCUUAAAAACUUAGGCAGACCAAAUACUUGGUGGGGAAAUUUCAGAUUAAAUUGGGCCGUCGACCGCACUGGGAAGUGGCAAGAGCUAGAGUAUCCAAGUCCUGCAUACCCAGCCUUUGCUUGUGGAUCUGGUUAUGUAAUUUCCAAAGACAUUGUAGAAUGGCUUGCAAGAAACUCAGAGAGAUUAAAGAUAUAUCAGGGUGAAGAUGUGAGUAUGGGUAUUUGGAUGGCAGCCAUUGGGCCAAAACGCUAUCAGGACAAUCUCUGGUUGUGUGAGAAGACAUGUGAGAGUGGUAUGUUGUCCUCUCCGCAGUAUUCUCCAGAGGAACUUGCAGAGCUCUGGAAAGUCAAGGAGCGUUGUGGAGAUCCCUGCAAAUGUGAUGAAAGAUGAACACUGGCCAGCAGCAUGAGGAAACUGUAGUUUUCAGUGAUAACAGGAAAGGCUCUCAGUGGUUUCUGAAAAGAAUUUCCUUUCAUAAGACACAA
This is a messenger RNA of Podarcis raffonei (Aeolian wall lizard), 1817 nucleotides long. RefSeq names its product beta-1,3-N-acetylgalactosaminyltransferase 2 (gene B3GALNT2). Gene Ontology annotation, cellular component: membrane. Lineage: Eukaryota; Metazoa; Chordata; Lepidosauria; Squamata; Lacertidae. Bases 220 to 1722 code for a protein of 500 amino acids. The transcript is spliced from 12 exons. The record is from RefSeq and is a predicted model, not a curated record. Gene Ontology annotation, molecular function: hexosyltransferase activity.